GCUCUUCAGUUUCUCUGAGGUCAUUAGGCCUGCUAACAUGUCUGGACACAAGUGGCACCAAGGCAUGGUGCACUUCGAAGAGUGAUACAGGUCUAUUUUUAUGGCUCGAGGAGUGGAUUAAGUGUGUUUUGAUGGAGAUGAGCUGAGUUGUGGGGAGUUAUGGAGCUCAGGAAUGGCAUCAGUGUGGUGAGCUCGGUGUACAGCGUGGAUACAACAACUGGAAACCUCCCAAGUCAGGUAAAACCUGACGAUGACGCAUUACCAUCUUCCACACAUAAGAUACACCCAAAACAGAUGAUCACUUUGAUCCUCCUGAUCAUCAUCAUCCUGAUCCUGGCUGGAGGUUCAGCACUUCUCUGGUACUUUCUAGAGUAUAGAGUCUGGGUGUUGGAGGUGAGGGUGCAGCAGCAGUACACGGCCCAGAUCUCCAUUCUGAACAGGAACUAUUCCAGUGCUCUCUCCUCUCACAGCAGUCGGGUCUUCAGGGAGGAGGCGCGCGGAGUUCAGGCCAUGGUGGAGAAACUUGUGAAGUCCACUGAUCUGUCUCGCUAUUUCAACUCCACCACAGUCUUCGCCUUUGGAGAGGGUAGCGUAGUGGCGUAUUUCUGGCUGUUGUUGUCCCUGCCUGAGAGCCAUGCUGAGAAGGUGACGAUGCAGAAGGUGAAUGAGAGCCUGUGGAAAAGGCUGCAGAGCUUCAGAGAGAGAGGGGUCCAGGAUACAGCAAACUAUGAAAGCUAUCUGCUACACCUGCCCUCAUUCUGCAUAACAGAAACCAAACCCAAAGUUAUAGAUGUUUUGCGAGCUUCAUUUGAUUGUUACCGGUACCAGUCAGUGGUCUCUAGCACCCCUGUGGUUUUGCGAGGGCCAAACACGCAACGCUCAUCCUGCCUGUGGCACCUGAAGGCCUCUGAGGGCUCCCAGCUGGAGCUGAGAGUGGAGUGGCUGCUGCCAGAGUGCAGAGACCGUCUUGCAAUUUAUGAUUCGCUCGCCCCCGACGACUCCACACUCAUCACCUCUCUGUAUGGCUGCAGCAGGCAGGAGCAGGUGGUGCAGGUGUUGUCCUCUGCUGACUGGAUGACCGUGGUGUGGAAGCAGGGCCAAUACAACUACAAAGACCCCUUCUCUCUCUCUGCUCAGGCCUGGCCCAACAGGAAUUGUUCCUACAACAUUGAUUUGAAGCCAAAAGAGGGAGUUCAAGGGACUUUACACACCCCGUUUUACCCCAGCUACUACCCCCCAGACACGAACUGUACCUGGCACUUCACAGUGCCGUCGGUGGAAUAUGGGCUGACCCUGGAGUUUGAGGGUUAUGAGCUGAGUCGAGCUAGCUACACCAAAGCCUGCACACAAGGCCAGUGGCUCAUCCAGAACCGCAGAAUGUGCGGUACGCGUGGUUUGCAGCCCUACGCUGAGCGGCUCUACCUCCACUCCUCCACCACCACCGUGUCAAUGAAAUCAGAGGUGUCCCUCACAGGGCCCGGCCUGCAGGUCCAAUACAGCAUCUUCAACCAAUCAGAUCCGUGUCCUGGGCAGUUCCUGUGCAGCGUGAAUGGCCUGUGUGUGUCGGCGUGUGAUGGUAUCUCAGACUGCCCCAGCGGUCUAGAUGAGAGAAACUGUGUGUGUAUUGCUCAGUAUCGGUGCCCAGAGGACAGUCAGUGUGUGGAUUACUACAAAGUGUGUGAUCAGCAUCCGGACUGCAGUGACGGUGGUGAUGAAAAAAACUGCACUCGAGGAGUUCCAUGUACCGAUAUGACCUAUAUGUGUGCUGAUGGAACGUGUCUGAAGAAGCCGAACCCUGCGUGUGAUUUCAUCACCGACUGCCCCGAUGCCUCUGAUGAGAAACACUGCGACUGCGGCCUGCGGCAGUUCAGCACCAGAGUGGUGGGUGGAGUCGAUGCGGUGGAAGGGGAGUGGCCAUGGCAGGCCAGCCUGCAGGUCAGCGGGCGACACAUUUGCGGGGGAGCGCUGAUCUCCACCCAGUGGGUGGUGUCUGCAGCACACUGUUUCUAUGACGACCGCCUGUACUCCCCCUCUGUCUGGACGGUGUACCUGGGGAAACUACGUCUUCGGGGCACCAGUCAGACAGAGGAGGCCCUGCGCGUGUCCCACAUCCACCUGCACCAGUACUAUGACGACGAGACCCAUGACUAUGACCUAGCUCUGCUCAGGCUGGACAGACCUGUGUCCUCAGGGACUCUCGCGCAGCCCGCCUGCCUGCCCUCACAUACGCACCAGCUAGAGCCAGGACUGCUAUGCUGGGUCACAGGCUGGGGGGCCCUCAGAGAAGGAGGCAGCACGAGUGACGUCCUGCAGAAGGUGGACGUACGGUUGGUCAGCGAGGAUGCUUGUAUCCGUUCCUAUGGAUACAUUAUCACUCCCAGAAUGCUGUGUGCUGGCUAUCGCAGUGGAGGGAAAGAUGCCUGUCAGGGAGACUCUGGAGGCCCUUUGGUGUGUCAGGAGCCGUCUGGACGCUGGUUUCUGGCCGGUGUGGUCAGCUGGGGUCGCGGCUGUGGCCGGCCGGAUUAUUACGGAGUUUACACUCGCAUCACCAGACUCAGUGGCUGGAUAAAACAGCUCAUCUCCACCUGAAGAACAGGCUUGACUGACACAACAGGAGUGAUUACAAACAAAGAGAUACCACUGCACUCAUUGAUGAAAGUUUCCAAUGGACUUCUAUGGCUGAUGAACUUUUGAGAAGCGAUUGCAGCCUAUUUUUAGCAUAAGCUCACAUCCUAACUGUUUCAUUAAGGAGAACCAGUUUUUCAGAAUUUCCACUUAAUUCGAUGGCUGAGAUGUAAAUAGUCAUUCAGAGUGGUUUGAUGUGAAAUGGUUCACUGUAGAUAAACUUACCGAUUUCUUUAUAAUGGUGGUGAUAGGGACCAGGGCCUUGUAAGGGCCUGAAAACACUUCAGACGCCUGGUUCCUAUCAGCACCAUUAUGAACAAUUCUGACUCACUAAAUUUCUCUGUAAUGAAGCAAUUCAUAUCACACAACACUGAGCGAUUUGCUUAUAUCUUAACUAUUUAAUUAUGCAGAAAUUUAAAAAGAAUGGUUGAAAUUCCCCUUUAAUACUAGAUUUGGCAUAAGAAGGUGUAAAUAUCCAAAAGUGGGGAAGAUAAAAAUCAGUAUUAGACAGACUAUCAGUGUUAAUAUUAUGUUUUCAUACUGACACCAUUCUCUUCCAGCGGCUAACCUUCUCAAAUCAAACAGCCGUUUGACAUGUGGUCAGACUCCUUACACUGGACUGUAGAUAUGCUCUAAUAUUCUACUGUAGAGACAGAUACAUGGCAAAUGUUGUCUUUUAUAAUAUUGUAGUGUUUAAAGAAACUACAAUCCAUGUAAAAUGGUUUUAUAUUGUUAAAAAAUAAAUAUGUUUUAAAAUUGUUCAGGCUGCCUAUUUCUAGGAAUAUUCUUCUUAAUUGGAAAGAAAGAAAGAAACAAGAGAACUCAGUCACAGCGUUGACUUGAGAGGAAAUGAUAGAAUUUCCUCUUUGUUCAUUUUUUGUUGAAGCUUUCUAGGUGCAGGUUUAAAAGAGGUAAAGGAGUGUAUGUGUGUGUUUAACUGCUGAGAGGGGAUCAAUGGAACACCAGCCUGACUGUCACCAGUGGACAAACAGACUGAGGCAGUCUGUUCAACUUGCAAAAAAAAAGAAAGGAAAAAAAGAAAACUCAGUAGCGUCCAGCCCCACAGAAGAAUCCCCAGCUUGGGCGAAUGUUGACCAACUAAUUAGCAAGCUGACCGUUGGUGAGGUAGCUCACAUUAACAUUACAUACGUAAAAAAGCCAUGUUGGCUGGUGUGCAUUGGUAGAAAUGCAGGAAAUGAAUAAAACCUCUUGUUUUGCCUGUCAUUUUCAAUACAGCUUUAAAUAACACAGGGCUGUCCAAAGUCUGGCCCCAGAGCCAAAUGUGGCCCAGGGACCGUUUUUAAUUAGCCUGUGGCUUUUGUGUUAGAGUGUGUUAUAAGUGGCCCGCCAGACAAUAUACUGCAGUUUUUCCUUGUACCUGAUGGUGACAGCAGUAUCAUUAAAUUGCAUUCCAUGCAAUAUUAUAAAUACAGCAGAUUAUACAGCUGUAAACAAUCUGGCACAGUGUCAGCAACAACAUUAUCAACAAAAUCAUGUUAUAUCAAGUCUAGUCAUUAUUUUUUCCCUUUCAGUAGUUUGUAAUAUUUAUCGUUUAUAUUCUAAAAUAAAAGUCUUAGUGCAUGUAAAAUCUGUUUGAGGAGAAUAAAAAAUAGUUAGAUGUUAUGCAGGACAGUAACGUAGGUAGUCAAAGGGUGGAACAGCAGUGGAAUUCAGUCAACAAACCAGCAGACCGAUAUAUGCUCGCUAUCUGAGAUCCGUCUUGGAAUUUUGACAUAAUGAAAAAAAUAGCAGAUUAUUUAAAAUGGAGUUACGAGGUUUUCCCCCCCGACAGUGACAAUAUGUUGUGUUUUAGAUGCUGGCAUGGUGAUCAGCAGCAGUGGAUGAUGUCAUGCCAGCAAAACCAUCAUAUGUUGUGUUCUGGAUGCUGGUAUGUUGGUCAAUCAGCAGGACCAUGCUGGGUGACCAGCUAAACCAGCAGCAGAGCAGCAUGAGAUCAGGCUGGAGUUUGGUCUGCAGGGCUGCAGAUUUUACACAGAAAACUAGUCACUGCUUACUUCCACUACGAUGCAACAGAUGAAAGGGCUCUUACUGUCUUUUCAGACAUCCUAGGAACUGUGACUAAUCAGAAGAAGGCUAACGUGAAAAAAAAAAAAGGGCGGGUAAAACUGAACCUGAGAGUAAAUGUGGGACAUUUACAUCAAAACUUUGAUCAUCUGUAAUUGGACCCUGAUUUAAUGGACAAUGAGGAUAAAUACAAGGUGGCCAGAGCACUUAUAAAGCACUUGUAAAGCACUUGUAAAUGCAGUAAUGAAACUAUGAAAUAAAAAACCUCUUAAAAGAA
This is a messenger RNA of Colossoma macropomum (tambaqui), 4927 nucleotides long. RefSeq names its product transmembrane protease serine 6. NCBI's taxonomy places the organism in Eukaryota, Metazoa, Chordata, Actinopteri, Characiformes, Serrasalmidae. The transcript has 18 exons. The record is from RefSeq and is a predicted model, not a curated record. The coding region runs from base 160 to 2589 and encodes 809 amino acids. Gene Ontology annotation, biological process: proteolysis. Gene Ontology annotation, molecular function: protein binding; serine-type endopeptidase activity.